Colletotrichum gloeosporioides is the source of this 1434-nucleotide messenger RNA. Its product is annotated as Lipase 2. The transcript has 3 exons. Lineage: Eukaryota; Fungi; Ascomycota; Sordariomycetes; Glomerellales; Glomerellaceae. The annotation marks the transcript as partial. The record is from RefSeq and is a predicted model, not a curated record. Gene Ontology annotation, molecular function: triacylglycerol lipase activity.
CGUCCGCUGUCGUCGGUGGGUCGUCGGCCGAGAGAACCAAAGACUCCCGCGAUCGCGCUAAGCCUUUCUGGCCGCGGUCUGCAUGACGUCAAAACCCGGGCGCUUAAACUCCUUGGCGAGAAACACGCCUCCUAUCAACGCAGCCAGGAACCUCCAGUCGCAUUCACUACCACCACGCGUUUCUUCCUUCGUUUCCGCCGCCCGUCGCUCCCAGCCCGCUCGCAAUUCCUUCCUCCAGUAUUCGUGCACUGGUACUUUGCGCGGCACCUUACCUCCAGUCCAGCCUUCACACCCACUUGCCCGCUUAAAGCCCUGCCCCGCGAGCCGAGACUGAAUCACAUCUUGCCGACAGCCACACUGUACAACUCGUCCCAUCGACUCGUCAUCCUCCAUGCCAUGAGCGCAUGUCUGGCGAGGGGCCUCUGCCGCCGCCGCCGCUCUCCUCGCGCGCUGCCCGCUCUUGUUCCCACCCGUGCGCCAGCCGCGUCUCUUCGCCCUCUAGCAUGCCGGGGAACUCGGAACCUGUCCACCACCCCCGUCCUCACCAAAGACGACAGCGAUCCAAGGUUGAGAGACUUGGGCAAACAGAUAUCGGACGAGUUUGCCGUCGUGAGAGAACACUAUGACACACCAAAGAACCCAAUCGUCCUCGCACACGGACUGAUGGGCUUCGCCGAGCUGCGCCUAGGCUCGUACGUCCCACCAAUCCACUACUGGCACGGCAUCUCAGACGCCCUCCGCGCCCUCGCCGGCAACCCGGCCGUCAUCACAGCCGCCGUACCGCCCUCGGGCUCCAUUGAGGAACGCGCCGCGAAACUGGGCGCCGACAUCGCCGCCAAAGCCCGCGGCCGCUCCGUCAACAUCAUCGCCCAUUCCAUGGGCGGGCUCGACGCGCGCUACAUGAUUUCUCAUCUCAAACCCGCCGACGUGGACGUGAAGAGCCUCGUGACCGUCGCCACGCCGCACCGCGGGAGCGCGUUUGCCGACUUCCUCAUCAAUGGCCAGGGCCCCAUCAAGCUCGCCAACCUCUACGGCCUGAUUGAGCGCGCCGGGCUGGGCACCAAGGCGUUUGGCCAGUUGACGCGGGAGUACAUGGAGGGCGAGUUCAACCCCAAGACUCCAGACAGUGACAAGGUGAGGUACUUUAGCUACGGUGCAUGCACGAGCACACCCCCGCUCCUCAGCCCGUUCCGGCAGAGCCAUCGCAUCCUGGAAGAGGUUGAAGGCGCCAACGACGGGUUGGUUAGCGUUGCGAGCAGCCAGUGGGGCGACUACAAGGGCACACUGGUCGACGUUAGCCAUCUGGACCUGAUCAACUGGUCCAACCGGGUGCGGUGGACGGUGAGGAAAGUCUUGAUGGGACAGACGAGGACUUUCAACGCUGUUGCAUUUUACCUAGAUAUCGCAGACAUGUUGGCCAAGGAGGGGCUGUGA